Molecule: messenger RNA, 1224 nt
Organism: Tauraco erythrolophus (red-crested turaco)
Lineage: Eukaryota; Metazoa; Chordata; Aves; Musophagiformes; Musophagidae
Source: RefSeq, a predicted model, not a curated record
AUGGCGUUGUCAGACUCAGUCACUACUUGUCUUUCUCCACCUGUGCAUUACAUGAUUUGCAAACUUGGAUUUGAGAAAAAAGACACCUAUGAUAUUAGUAAUAUUUUAUCUGAAAAUGGUGAAGUAUGUUGGCAAGCUGUUACAGAGCAUGUGUGUUAUGUUGAAUCAGAUCAAAGUGUGGAUUAUAUCAAAAGCAUACGAUCAUUAGGACCUGUAUGUGAAUCUGUUAAUUUGCACUUCAAAUCUCUGACCAAGGAGCAAUUUGUAAUUCAGUAUGCAUUAUGGUUCCACUGGACAAACUACACAGAGUUAUUUCUUGAAGUAUUUGACAUUCUACAAUAUACAGAAAAUACAGAAGUUGCUCUUGGCUUAAUGAAACUGACAGCAUGCUUGGAGCGAGCCUUGGGUGAUGUAUAUUUAAUGACUGGUAAAGAUUGCCCUUUCCUUCUAAGAGACUUGCUUGCUUCUGAGGAGCUGGCAGUUGUCUUUGGACAAGCUGUAAUGAAUGUACUGAGGGUAUUCGUUGGAUCUCCAUAUGGUCUGAAUCUUCGUAAUGUUUUAUGGCAUGGGUUUGCAUCCCCACAAGAAAUUCCUGCAAAAUAUUGUGCUAUGCUGCUUUUUUUAACUGCAGGAUUGGGUCAGUUGUUACAGAUGUAUCUUCAGCAAACUAAAUGUGUUUUAGUACAUCGACCUUAUGUGAUCUUCGUUAGCUUAGAGGAGCUUGAUGUAUUUCCAGAUCUUACUCAUGAAACACUUUCGAUAGCUGAAGAGCUAGUAAAACUGUCCAGUUUUGUAUUAAAAACAAUGUUACCAUUUUGGAUGGCUGCUUUAACAGCUUUCAAGAAAAGCAGGUAUGCUGACUGUGUGAUUCUCUUACUUCCUCAGCUGGAAGUUGGACUUCGAUUGCUCUUCACUACAACUAAUAAAUGUCCAAGUCGAUUGCUAACAGCUGAGCCUUCUGCUCUCUACACCACUUUUGAUGAGAUGCUAGCAAAGCAUUUGGAUAAUGGAGAAAUCAACCAGCUUCCUGCAGUUCUUGAGGAACCUGCCAUGGAAUUUCUCUGGGAUUUCUUGAACCACCAGGAGGGUCCACGUAUAAGAGAUCGUUUAAGCCAUGGAGAGAUCAAUCUAGAAGCAUUUCCCAGAGAAGCAGCUAAUCAGAUAGUUGCAUUUGCAAUUACUCUUCUCUGCAGGUUCUCAGAUGAGAACGUGUUUGCUUUUAAG